Molecule: messenger RNA, 1012 nt
Organism: Bufo bufo (common toad)
Lineage: Eukaryota; Metazoa; Chordata; Amphibia; Anura; Bufonidae
Gene: THOC7
Product: THO complex 7
Exons: 8
Coding region: 105-710 (201 amino acids)
Biological process (GO): mRNA export from nucleus; mRNA processing
Cellular component (GO): THO complex part of transcription export complex
Source: RefSeq, a predicted model, not a curated record
GCGGGGGGAGACUAUAGAGAGCAGGGCGGCGGGGCGGUGAGUGCGGCCUCCAUGCUUGUCCCCGGCUGCUGCAUUGUGGGAGUCUGACCUCACUACCCGCCGACAUGGGAGCCGUCACCGACGAUGAAGUUAUCCGCAAGCGUCUUUUAAUCGAUGGCGAUGGUGCCGGCGACGACCGGAGAAUCAACCUUAUGGUUAAAAGUUUUAUAAAGUGGUGUAACUCUGGAUCCCAGGAAGAUGGAUACUCCCAGUACCAGCGCAUGCUCAGCACCUUGUCUCAGUGCUCCUUCUCCAUGGGGAAGACGCUCCUGGUACAUGACAUGAACCUCCGAGAAAUGGAGAACUAUGAGAAGAUAUACAGUGAUAUUGAGAGCAGCAUUGCCGCCGCACAUGAAAAAAUUGCUGAGUGUAAGAAGCAGAUAUUGCAAGCCAAACGCAUCCGGAAAAAUCGUCAAGAGUAUGAUACGUUGGCCAGAGUCAUUCAACAUCACCCGGAUCGUCAUGAGACAUUGAAGCAGCUGGAGGCUUUGGACAAGGAGCUGAAGCAACUGUCUCACACCAAGGAGAGUGUAGAGGAUAAGCUGGAGCUAAGGAGGAAACAGUUCCAUGUUCUGCUCAGCACCAUCCAUGAGCUUCAGCAGACACUGGAAAAUGACGAGAAACUGGCUGAAGAAUCUCAGGAUUCCCAAAUGGAAACCAACACUCAGUAGUACAGGGCUUAAACCACUGGAAUGGGGACCUCGCUCUUUUUCUUACAGAAGUAUACCUAGUGCAGGACCCGAAGGGGCUUUACACGACUUGGUGUUCUUUGUGUCAUGCUGCACCCCCUCAGGCCCUGAAUUAGGCAUUACACAGUGUAUCUGUUUUCCAUGGUAUGUUCCUUUAAAUAUAUCUUGAGAUGAGCCUGAAUAAUUGGUAAGCUGUGCCAGGUCAGCGCACUGUUCUGGUAUAUAGGACAUUGUGUAGACACCCCACAUACACCAUUCAGUCAGUAGUGUUCUUUGUUAUUGUU